AAGCCCUCUCCAAUUCUUCGCUUCACACAAAGCAUGGCAAACCCAACACCUCCAGUCCCCUUUCUCCUCGCCCUUCUCCUCCUCCUUAUUCUGCCCUUCAUCUUUUCCCCAAGUGGCGAAUUCGUCCGGUUCGCCGAGGCGGGAAAGCGCAGAGUCCACAUCACCGACGACCUGGACGACGUCCUUGACGACGAGGAGGACGACACCUGGAAAGAAUGGGGCAAGAAAACGAAACCCUCUUCCGAUUUUGAUCCGCCGCCCGAUUUGUCGAAGAUGGACAUGUCGCAGAUACAGGCGGAGAUGAUGAAACGGCAAACCGGGCCGGCUUUCGGGUUCGUGAAGCUGCGGAUGGGCGAGAAGCGGACUCGGGAUACAGUGGCCGAGCUUGCUAUGAAGUGGACUCAAGUUCUGAGGACCGGAGCAAUUGAGGCAAGGUUCAUGGGUGUUGAUCUAAACACGAUCAUGUUCAACAUGGAAAGAGGCCAAGACACAACAGAGUUGAAGGAGUUUGCGUUGAAACAACCAGAGGCCUAUGAGAUAAAGAUUGGCGAUCAAGUUUUUCGAAGACCAGGAGAUCCUCCUUUAGAGGAACUCGUUGAGAAGCUCCGGGAUGAGAAAAAGAGAAAGGAGAGUGACAGUGCAACAGAGAGCAAUAUACAUUUGAAAGAGGAAUUGUAGUUGUACCAGUAAAUUUUCUGACAUGAAAUAUAAUAACCCCUGUUGUAAAACCAUAGCAACCUCCACUCCUAAUGAUGUUGGAAAAGGUAACUGUAAACGAGCUUUGUUUCUCGGAAUUCUGUUUUUAUUUAUGAAUUUGUUGUAUGAAAGGAGACAAAGUGCUCUCAACUAGUUUAAA
This is a messenger RNA of Malus domestica (apple), 856 nucleotides long. RefSeq lists its product as uncharacterized. NCBI's taxonomy places the organism in Eukaryota, Viridiplantae, Streptophyta, Magnoliopsida, Rosales, Rosaceae. The record is from RefSeq and is a predicted model, not a curated record. Gene Ontology annotation, biological process: protein folding.